Melozone crissalis (California towhee) is the source of this 3181-nucleotide messenger RNA. Its product is annotated as S-adenosyl-L-methionine-dependent tRNA 4-demethylwyosine synthase TYW1-like. The coding region runs from base 249 to 2408 and encodes 719 amino acids. Gene Ontology annotation, biological process: wybutosine biosynthetic process. Lineage: Eukaryota; Metazoa; Chordata; Aves; Passeriformes; Passerellidae. The record is from RefSeq and is a predicted model, not a curated record. The transcript has 17 exons. Gene Ontology annotation, molecular function: catalytic activity; FMN binding; 4 iron, 4 sulfur cluster binding.
CGGGCGGGGAGCGGGUCAGUGGCGGCGUGAUGGCUGAGUGUGCGAGGGAGAGAGAGCCGUGAUGGAGGGAACACAAUAACCGUGUCCGUGGGGCACUUGGACAGUGCAAGUGUUUCCUGCUUUCCCUUGUAACAGAGCCCUGGAAAGGAAGAGCCCAAAGUUUCCCUCUGACAGUAUGGAAUGCUAGCUUGGAGCUCAUCUGACACACCUGAGGAGGAACCUGUGACAUUCCAGGUUUAGAUGUCUCAAUGGAUAUGUGGAGCUACUUCCAUACUUGCCUGGUGUCCAUAUGGCUGCACAGAUUGUACAUCUAUUCUGCUGUGGCACUUGGGAUCAGCCUUUGGAUUGUCAUUCACUUCACCACCACCAGAACCAAAAAGAAGCCCUUGGAGAAGGGUGAGCAAUCCCAUGGGAGUCCCUCUGCCCCUGAGGGAACAUCAGACAAGCUGGGGAAUGGAUGUGCCCCCCGUCAGGCACAGAGGAUCCAUGUUGCUGGAGUGAAGAUCUUCUAUGGCUCUCAGACUGGCACAGCAAAGAGAUUUGCCAAAGCUCUGGCUGAAGCUGUUUUUUCCCUUAAUUUGCCUGUGGAAGUCAUUAACAUGGAAGACUAUGAUCCAGAAGAUGGUUUAGUGGAGGAGACAAGCAGCAGGAACAUCUGUGUGUUCCUGGUGGCCACCUACACCGAGGGGCAGCCCCCAGAGAGCGCAGUGUGGUUCUGCAAGUGGCUGGAAGAGGCAGCCAAUGAUUUCCGUGUUGGGAAGAGCUUCCUGCAGGGCCUGAGAUACGCCGUGUUCGGGCUGGGCAACUCGGCCUACGUGGAUCACUUCAACACAGUUGCCAGGAGGAUGGACAGGUGGCUGUGGAUGCUCAGUGCCAGCAGGAUCAUGGCUCGGGCUGAGGGGGACUGCAAUGUGGCCCAGAGCAAGCACGGCAGCAUUGAGGCUGACUUUGAGGCCUGGAAGGACAAAUUCCUCACUCGGCUCAGGGCACUCUGCAGGGGGGAGAAGAAGCCCUGCAGGGGGAAAUGCAAGAAGGGGAAGUGCAAAACUCCAGGGAAGCAGAGCAAGGAGAGCUCGGACCGUGAACGUGGGACGUCAGAGCAGGACGAUACUGAGGGAGAAGAAUUGUUUGAAACUGGUAGUGAGGAGGAAGCUGGAGACACAAAUUCUGUCAUUGAUGUUGAAGAUCUUGGCAAUAUCAUGGGCCACAUGAAGAAAGCAAAGAGAGAGCAGGAGCUGCAGGAGGGAGCUGCUGGAGCUGAGAGGAGAGAGAUGAUCACCCCAGCCCUGAGGAAGGCUCUCACUAAACAAGGCUAUAAACUCAUUGGGAGCCAUUCUGGGGUGAAGCUGUGCCGUUGGACAAAGGCCAUGCUGCGGGGCCGCGGGGGCUGCUACAAGCACACCUUCUAUGGCAUCGAGAGCCACCGCUGCAUGGAGGCCACCCCCAGCCUGGCCUGUGCCAACAAAUGUGUCUUCUGCUGGAGGCACCACACGAACCCCGUGGGCACCGAGUGGCGCUGGAGCAUGGACCAGCCCGAGCAGAUCCUGCACGAGGCCCUCGAGAAGCACCAGAACAUGAUCAGGCAGUUCAAAGGUGUGUCAGGAGUGAAGGCAGCCCGGCUGGAGGAAGCUCUGGCAGUGAAGCACUGUGCCCUGUCCCUGGUGGGGGAGCCCAUCAUGUACCCCCACAUCAACCAGCUGGUGAGGCUCCUGCACCAGCAGGGCAUCUCCACCUUCCUGGUCACCAACGCCCAGUUCCCUGAGGAGAUCAGGAAGCUGGAGCCUGUGACCCAGCUCUAUGUCAGUGUGGAUGCCAGCACCAAGGAGAGCCUGAAGAGGAUUGACAGACCCCUCUUCAAGGACUUCUGGGAGAGGUUUCUGGACAGCCUGAAGGCCUUAGCUGAAAAGCAACAACGCACUGUGUACAGGCUGACCCUGGUGAAAGCUUGGAACGUGGAUGAACUCAAAGCUUAUGCUGACCUGAUAUCCCUUGGGAAACCAGACUUCAUUGAGGUCAAGGGUGUGACCUACUGUGGGGAGAGCUCAGCCAGCAGCCUGACCAUGGCCAACGUGCCGUGGCACGAGGAGGUGCUGAGCUUCGUGCAGGAGCUGGCGCGGCUGCUCCCGGACUACGGCAUCGCCUGCGAGCACGAGCACUCCAACUGCCUGCUGCUGGCCCACUGCAAGUUCCAGGUGGAUGGCGAGUGGAGGACCUGGAUUGACUACGGCCGCUUCCAGGAGCUGGUGCGGGAGCGCGAGCGCAGCGGCGGCACCAGGACCUUCACAGCAGCCGAGUACACGGCCAGGACUCCUCCCUGGGCCCUCUUUGGGGCCAAGGAGCGGGGAUUCGACCCCCUGGAUGUCAGAUUCCAGAGGAAGAAUAAGGCACGGGACGCCUCGGGGUGCUGAGGCUGGGCUCCCUCACCCUGGCCUUCCCAGGACUCCAUUUCGGGCUGACACCAUCUUGGAUCCACCCACAUGGAUUAUCCUGGUGUUUGGGAAGGGUCCAGCCUGGAUUUAACCCUUCCCUCCUGUUUUUAGGGCUUCCUGGAUGAAAUAUUGAUAAUGUUCUUCUCUCGAGAUCAAUCAGAACUGGUUCAGCUGCAGUGGGGGGGCAGUGCUGGGAUCUCCUCAGUGGGGAAUGUUUGGAGUGGGAUGUGGGGCCAGAGGGGUCCUUGGGCUCCUCUGCAAGGAGAGCCUGGCACCAAAACAUUCCACAUCCCCAUGGAAAAAUGCCAGGGGAUUUCAGCCCCACAGGGUUGGAUCAGGGCCACAGCCAGACCUGGAUGCAAAAGCUGAUCCCUGCUGGGAGCAUCAUUUUAGGGAUUUGUUCAGGUUCAGUGUGUUUCACACACUGGUGCCAUUUCCUGUAAAAACCCCAUUCCCAAGGAGCCAAACCUUGGGAAUGGUGCACCAGCACCCCCAUGGACACCAUCUGCAGCUUCUGAUACCUCUCCAAGUGUCUUUGAACCUCAUGGCUUUGGGAAGGAGGUUUAGGAGCAGUGUUAUCCCACUCCCAGCAGCCCUAAACAGCAGCUCCAGUCCUCCAGAGCCCUGUGGGCUCCAGCUGGGUGUGCCCAGUGUGGCAGAUGGAGCAUCCCUGACCUGGAGAUUCCAUUGCUUUUUAAAGGCAGCCUCUUUUCUUAAGCUGUACAAAGAGUUUCUAAAGCAGAAGGAAAAUA